AUGGGAGCGUCUGAACAAAAAUAUGCAGCUGUUCGGAAUAUGAUUUCUUUUUGGAUAUUCGGAAUGUGCAACAACUUCGCCUAUAGCGUAAUGCUUGGCGCUGCUCAGGAUAUUCUAAAGAGAAGUUCGGGAAGUGCAGUCAAUGAAGGAAAUUCCACUGAUCAUUGUGUGGAAGAAAUCACAUUUCGUGACUGCGCACCUGCGUCAGCUGGAGUGGUUUUACUGUGUAAUAUUAUACCAUGUCUGAUAGUGAAGCUGUUCUGUCCGUUUUUUAUGCAUCACAUACCGUAUGCAGUUCGACAUCUCAUUAUUUGCGUGGCUCAAACUGCUUCGCUGUUAGUGACAGCAUUUGCGAACUCAGUGCCGGAAGCCCUUUGCGGUGUGUUGCUUGCAUCGUUCUCAUGUGGUUUCGGUGAAACAACCUAUCUGGGUUUAUCCAGCCAUUAUUCGAAAAAUACAAUUUCGACAUGGUCCUCUGGAUCUGGUAUGGCUGGUUUUGCUGGUACAUUUUCUUAUGCAGCGCUAACUGAUGUGAAUCUUCUCGGAUUAACACCAACAAAUGCUAUGCUGGUUAUGCUCAUCGUACCGAUCUCAUUUACGUUCUCUUAUUACUGUCUUUUGGUACGUGCUCCUACUGUACCUGCUAUUAGUGCAUUUAAACCGUCCACAUGGUUAGAUCUGUCUACGCCUUAUAAGCGAGAUAUUGAGAAGUCUGACACGUGCUCUGAUGUUGAGGUGAAAGGAGCGAUGGAGAAGGAAGCGAAGGUAGACGCCCAGAAUAGACCAUUCGAUGAGCAACUCAUUGUUAUUAAGGGCCUAAUGAAAUACAUGAUUCCCUUCGGGACCGUCUACUUCAUGCAGUAUUUCAUUAAGCAGGGACUUAUCGAAAUGGUUGUCUUUGACUGUUCUCAUGGUUUUCACACCAGUCCAGCUUCUCAAUACCGAUGGUAUCAGGUAUUCUACCAUAUUGGAGUGUUCCUCUCUCGCUCCUCCAUCAAUAUCAUCAAGCUCAACCUGCUCUGCAUUUCGCUCACCGCCGUCAUUCAGACCUCAUUCGCUGUUCUCCUUUUCGCCACCGCAAUCUAUGCCUUCAUUCCUCACGUUCUGAUUAUUUGCGUUCUAAUGUUUGUUGUUGGUUUUGUAGGCGGAUGUAACUACGCUAAUACAUUCUAUCAUAUCCACAAAAAAGUGGAUCCAACAAUUCGGGAAUUUGCUCUGUCUACGGUCACUUUUGCUGACACUAUCGGAAUUCUUGCGGCGGCUGUUGCUGCAAUUCCAGUACACAACUGGAUUUGUGCGAUGCAAUGGUAUGGAUAG
Necator americanus (New World hookworm) is the source of this 1317-nucleotide messenger RNA. RefSeq lists its product as uncharacterized. Gene Ontology annotation, cellular component: lysosome; membrane. NCBI's taxonomy places the organism in Eukaryota, Metazoa, Nematoda, Chromadorea, Rhabditida, Ancylostomatidae. Gene Ontology annotation, biological process: regulation of intracellular pH; lysosome organization. The transcript is spliced from 12 exons. The record is from RefSeq and is a predicted model, not a curated record. Bases 1 to 1317 code for a protein of 438 amino acids.